Ceraceosorus guamensis is the source of this 1419-nucleotide messenger RNA. Its product is annotated as S-adenosyl-L-methionine-dependent methyltransferase. Gene Ontology annotation, molecular function: rRNA (adenine-N6,N6-)-dimethyltransferase activity. The coding region runs from base 1 to 1419 and encodes 472 amino acids. Gene Ontology annotation, biological process: rRNA methylation. Gene Ontology annotation, cellular component: mitochondrial matrix. The record is from RefSeq and is a predicted model, not a curated record. NCBI's taxonomy places the organism in Eukaryota, Fungi, Basidiomycota, Exobasidiomycetes, Ceraceosorales, Ceraceosoraceae. The transcript is spliced from 7 exons.
AUGGCCACUUCUACAAAGCAAGGUGGCUCAUCUCCCUCUCGGCGAGGCAAGUCCAAGAAGUCGGACACUUCACCCAGCAGACCACCUGCUGGACCUCGGAAGAGAACCUAUACGCUCGAAGAUCUUGCCGCAGAUACCCCUUCCGACACAGGCGCGCUCGAAAGGCACGAGGAUUUCCCGCAUCUACCCGCUCAGAAGCACUGGAAACAACUCUUUAGCGCGGGCGUUGGUAUUAGCAGAAACAGGACGUUUAUUUGCGACAAGGAAUUAGCUCAACGUGUGAUCGAGGGCUUGAAUCUCGACGAGGCGGAGGGACAAGUGACCAUCGUCGAGGCGUAUCCUGGUCCUGGCAUCCUCACACGGCUUUUGUUGGAACAUCCAAAGGUGGAGAAGGUGAUCGCAAUGGAAGACAACCCGACGUACCUGCCAUGUAUCCAGGCCCUGCAAAACGAUCCGACAGUCGCGGGCGGCCCUCCGGGCUCAAAGCUCCUGAUCGAGCAAACGAACGCAUACAAGUGGGAAGCACACACAAACGCCAUUCUGAGGGGAGCCUUUGACCACCUGCAAGGCAAAUUGCCCGGAGAUGGUAACGGAGAGGAGACCAUCGAUGUUGAAGCCAUCUCGCAAGGAAAGGUUUCUAGCUUAAGGAAGCACGAUACGGAAAGCUGGAACGCCAAAUCGCCAAUCAUCUUCCUUGCUCAGCUUCCAAAUAUUGUGUACUCGGAGCAAUUGUUCGCCCAGCUCUGUCACGCCAUCGCCCACCGGCAAUGGUACUUUCAGUUCGCCCGCGUCAAGAUGGCGUUUGUAUGCUCUGAAGCGCUGGCAAACCGAGCUCUUGCUGAGCCAGGGACUCGCGCUCGAGCCAAAUUGGGCGUGAUCGUACAGUCACUCGGCGACGUCACCAAGGCCCUUCCUGCUUCGGAGUUCCUUCCCCACUCGCAGAAGAUUUAUCCAAGCACAGCACUUCGAGAUCCCGGAGUCAUCCAGAGAGAGAUAGAUAUCAACGAGGGUAAGGUGCUUGCGGCUUACAAGACUGCGAGGUUGGCGGCCAACCUCAGCAAAAGAGGUACAAGCUUGAUCGUCGUGGAUCCCAAGAUCAAGCCACUAGUUGGUCACGGAGAGCUGGAUGCUUUGGAAUUCAUCACUCGCAACCUGUUUGUGCUUCGCAAUCAGACUCUCGAACAAGCUCUCAAGCACGUCGCUCCCGGUGCCGAGAACCUUCUGCAGCACCUGAAGCCAGGGACGGAAGAGACGAGGGAUCACCCGGAAAGGAUCAUUCUGCCUGACUAUAUCGUCAUGCAUCUGACCAACGAGCAGUGGGCUGCGCUGGCAAGAGUCUUCGACUGCUGGCCCUUCCGACCGCAGAUUCUCAUUGAGGAUCAGAGGGUUCCCGGAGGAGAAUUGCCAGGCUUGUUGUAA